AGAUUGCACCGGGAAAGGUGGAUGUUUCGUUAUUUGCAAGCGCAUAGGCUAUUUCGCUCUGGUUGGUGACAAAAGCGGGACCUAUGCCGAUCCAGAACAUUAAGGUGGCAGAUGAAGGCACGGCGGGCUCAGCCAAGGCGAGGGAUGACUGCAGAGCUCUGGUGGACUCGCUGAACAAGGUGACGGGAUGUUACAGGCACCUGGCUAUUGGUGUCGGAGGGUCGGCGGACUCCGCCGGCCUGAGGGAUGAGUUGAGGAAAACCAGGGAAAAGACCCAAGACCUGGCCGUGGUGAUAAGGAACAAACUGACGGCGGUGCUUCGGGACAAGAACCUGGGCAAAGAGGAGAGAGCGGAGAUGGAGCGCCUGUGGGUCAUCUUCUGCUCCAGCCUGGAGUUGUUUCAGGUGGAUAUGUGCAAGGUGUUGGAACUGGGACAAGGAUUUGCCUUGGCCGGGACGGAGAGACCCCUGAUCCAGACCGGGAUGUCAGGGGGCACUUCGGAGGUAGCAGCCCGGGCGCUGAGCGUCCAGAACAUAGUCCACGACACAGCCCUGGACGUGUCGAGUCUGGAGCAGAGGGAGCUACAAGAGCAGAUCGAGAAGGUGGACAGGAUGGUGGAGAACAUGGAGAUGAAGGUCAACGUGCUCAGGUGGACAGUGGAAGCCAAGGGAGACGCGUACCACUCGGUGCUGAGCAACGACACCUCCUCGGUGGCCCUGCUGUCGGUGGACGACGAGGUGCGUGGCUGGUGGUGCUGUGAUCGGAGCAAGUGUCUUACAUCCAUGCUGCUCUGCACGGCGGCUCUCACCGCUGUCGUGCUGUCCGUCUGUGCUGCUAACCUUGCGUGACUGGUCUACCCCACUGACUAGAGGACUGCGAAGAGGUGCCACUGAGUCGGACAAGCCAAGCUUCUGAUACCAUUCUGGAUUACCCUACAUGGAACAGGAGACAAGGCAAACUUUCUUUUUUUUGAGUUUUCCUUAUGCCAAAACCAAAACUAAACAGUGAACUACAUAAGGCUUUAAAAUUGCUGAUUAUUCCCCCUUCUACGGCGCUGGAUAUGAAAUGAGCAACGUUUCUUUAGCAACUGAAUUCAAUCUAAAAUAUCGGUCAAAAUAACAAAGAUUGAAUGCAACUAGAUUCUAAGAAGGAAAAUGGAAAAUAAAUUACAAAGUUUAAAAGACGUGGCUUUUAUAUAAAAAUAAGUUGAUCCAUUCUUCCCAUAGGAAUGAACAAAUAAUUAUCAAAAUAAAAAUUAUCAAGGUGUUUGACAAUAUAUGAUUUUAAAAUGUUUAUAAUUGUUUUUGAAUGCAGCUUUCCAUUGGCACUUAAUUUUUGCAUUACUUAUUAGUUUAAAUUAAACAAUGUACUCAGUAAAGUGAAAAUGAAGAGCAAAAUAUCUUAUUUACCCAUUGGUUUUAAUCGAGGAACUGAUAAAUGAAGUAAUUAAAUAAACUGCAUUACUUCACAAACCAGAACAGGUUUUAAAGUGUUUAAGGUAUUCAUGGUG
Molecule: messenger RNA, 1510 nt
Organism: Pristis pectinata (smalltooth sawfish)
Lineage: Eukaryota; Metazoa; Chordata; Chondrichthyes; Rhinopristiformes; Pristidae
Product: regulator of G-protein signaling 9-binding protein B-like
Exons: 1
Coding region: 84-848 (254 amino acids)
Biological process (GO): G protein-coupled receptor signaling pathway
Cellular component (GO): neuron projection
Source: RefSeq, a predicted model, not a curated record